Messenger RNA from Ctenopharyngodon idella (grass carp), 3319 nucleotides. Its product is annotated as zinc finger CCHC domain-containing protein 24-like. The transcript is spliced from 4 exons. Gene Ontology annotation, molecular function: nucleic acid binding; zinc ion binding. The record is from RefSeq and is a predicted model, not a curated record. Bases 116 to 772 code for a protein of 218 amino acids. Lineage: Eukaryota; Metazoa; Chordata; Actinopteri; Cypriniformes; Xenocyprididae.
AUGCGGUUAAACUUUCCUCCUCAGAGCGCGAGAACUGUCCCGUCCUGUCAUUCUGCAUCAAUGUGACCCGAGCCCGGCACAUCCUCUCAUCUGAAGUGGAUUUAUCAUAAGGAAGAUGAGUUUGGGUCCAGCUCUAGAGCCCGCGCAACUUUUGAACUGGGUUUAUCUGUCGCUGCAGGAGUCGCGGAGCAGUGCCGCUUCUGACGCGUUCACAGCAUCUGACGGGAACUACAGCAACAAACCCGCGCCGGAGGAUGUGAACGCGCAUCUCAACAGCGACAUCAUCAGCAGCUUCAUUCACGAGCGCAGAGAGACUCUGUGCAGCAGCGUAUUUCAGCGCUCGUCUCCCUACGGCUCUCUGAACGACAUCGUGGAGGGUCUGAGUUUACUGACGGACAGCUUCUCUGAGCUCUCGCUCGCCUCUGAACCCAGAAAACUGCACAAGAAGCCUCCAGCCAACUACCUGUGCCACCUGUGCUUCAACAAGGGCCACUACAUCAAAGACUGUCCGCAGGCUCGUCCUAAAGGAGAGGGUCUGACACCGUAUCAGGGUAAGAAGAGGUGUUUUGGAGAGUACAAGUGUCCCAAAUGCAAGAGGAAGUGGAUGAGUGGAAACUCGUGGGCCAACAUGGGUCAGGAGUGCAUCAAAUGCCACAUCAACGUCUAUCCUCACAAACAGGAACUGAGAGUGAAUGUUUGGAAGUUUUCUGGAGUUGCUUUAUUGAAGCAUCUCUACAAAAUGAGCCACAAAAGAACAUCUAAAUGCAUCUGAACAGACUUGAAACAGUAAAAGUUGGUGAGCAUCUGUUUGUUAUUAACUCACGACUGAGACAUUCAGAAACUGGAGACAUUGAUGUAGUCGAGCUCUUUUGUUUUCAUGAGGUUCUUUGCAGUAUGUUUGGCAGGUUAUGAAGUUUUGAAGCUGGUAGAAAACACUCGAUGAAGAGCGCCGCUCUCCUCAACGCUCCUGACGUCCCUUUUUAAUCUUCACCAGAUGUUCUUCUGUAUUGUAAAUGUUGCUUUUAAGAUACACGCUUUUAUGUGCACAUCACGGCUGCUUUUUGGCUUUCAAAAUAAUCAGGAUUUUUUUUAAAGAGGCGAUAUUAUGCCCUUUUAUAAAGUUUUGGGCUCUACUAGAAACAGGUUGAUUAUUUUCCUCAUAUUCUCCAUUGUUCAGCUCCUCUCUUCCCAGUCUGUCAGUAACGCUCUGUUUAGUUCCUGUCUCUAUGAAGCCCCUCCUUCUGAAAAGCACAAUGUGCUCUGAUUGGUCGGCUGGAGCAGUGUGUUGUGAUUGGUGUUUGGGAAAUGUCCCGCCCCUUACCAUAACCGCCAGUUUCAACACACUACUAACUAACUCAGCCAGGCCCCGCCCCUUUAUUCUGCGUAUGAAUUAUUUAAAUGAGAAAUAUUGUGAAGAAAACUCAAGAUGGAGGCGUUUCAGAGAGUUCAGAAACACUGACACUGAUAUAGAGAAGAACUCCCGCCUUUUUCAUGCUCAAACAGCAACAUUACUCACUAAAGACAGAUGAAGAUGGAUAAUAGGUGUUGUUUAAAUGAAAUAUUUGGGAUGAGCGGAUGGAUUUAGAAUGUUUCCUCUGCGUUGGCAGCGUCCUCUGGAGAAACCUGACGGCCUGGACGUGUCGGACCAGAGCAAAGAACAUCCUCAGCAUCUCUGCCAGAAGUGUAAGGUGCUCGGAUACUACUGCCGUCGAGUUCAGUGACCUCUGACCCCGCACCCUCAUUCACCUCAUGACUGGUGCUGAAAUCGGCUUUAGCUGGACAAUAUUCACUGCUUCCUGACUGAUUUAAAGCAGAACUCUGGGUUAAAUGCCACAGAAAAUAAAUAUAUAGUCAUAUAUAGUAUAUAAUCAUAUGAUAUCAGGUUAGUUGCUGUGAUUCACAUGUGAAAUAUUCCUCUGCAGCUUUUAAUAAAACACAUUUCAGGGCAAUAAUUUACAGACAGAACAUCAGCAUCGAAUGAAUGAUGUCGAGUCUGAACUGAUGGAAACUGUCAGUCGAUCGUUCCUGUUCUUCAGAACUCAUUUAAUUCUGUUGCUUUUUAAAAACCAAUACUGAAUAUUAAACAAUGACAAGAUGAAGGCGAUGUUAGUCACUGAGUGACGGACGGACUCGAAGAAACGGCACAAAACAUCACAGAAUCAACUCAUUAUAUACUUACUGAUGUUUGUGCUGCUGAGUUCCCUGCAAAAUGAUGUCACUUCCUGUUGGGUGAUGUCAUCAGGGACCUGGAUUUUGUUAAAGUGAUUAUACAUAUAUAUAUAUAUAUAUAUAACAGGAUGGAAAGUGAUAUUGAGGAAACAGGAAAACCUAUAAAUUGAUUAUUAAUUAAAACAAUAUUGUUGUGAAUAAGCGUUUUGAUUAGAAAAAAAAUGAAGAAACAGCUGGAAUAUUUUUUUGUUUUUUAUUGUUUGGGUUUUUUGAAAAAUCACCCCGUAUUCAAAGCGAGAUGUUGUGAUCAAUGAAAACUCCUAAUAAGAUUUGCAUUUUUUAAUUUUGACUAGUAUUUUUCCUAUAUUCACACACAUAUGAUGAGAACAGGAUCGUCUUUCUCAUGUUCAGUGCUUUAAUGUCUAUGAAAUCUCAUUUUGAUGCCUGUUCUGUUUUUGAUCAUGUUGUUUUUGUUGAUGAAUUUUUGAUCUUUAAUGAACUUUUGAUAACUGAUUUUUUACACUUCACGAGUCUCUGAAGAACAUAUGGUGUGAUUUUAUGAAGCUUCGCUCAAGUGCCUGUUUAUCAACCAUUUCUGUGUUUUUGUGUAAAAUAUGAACAAUAAUAGUGAAUAGCGCAAAAGAGAUCAGAACAUUAACAGUAUUAAUAGGUCUGAAUGAAGUCUGUGCAUGUUUUUUUUGUGAAAUAUACUUUAUAAUAUCUCAUAUACAGUGGCAUUUGAACACUUACUGUGUGAAGAAACAAGCACAAAUCACAACAUUUGAUAAAAACAAGUUCGUCAUUACUUCUUAUGACUGCUGUUUAAAUGUUUUGAAUUUUCGCCGCUGUCGACGUCAAGACUGUGGUGCGUCUGUUUAAAGUGGAUGAAAUGGUAAAACGUUUAUUCCCAGAAUCCUCCACUCGCCAGCAGUUAAUACUGGUUUCAAGCACAAACUUCAGAAGUGAAUCCAGUUCACACACUCGAGAUUCAGUUCUGAACACGAUGACGUCCGCUCUAGUUGUUCUGCACUACAUUAACAUGAACGACUGUAAAUCAGACUGUGAAAUGUUUCUGCUUUAAUAACCUGUGAAACACAGACAUGUGCCUUAUACAGAUCGAACUGUACACAAAUAAACUACUAAAACAUCA